Messenger RNA from Pseudogymnoascus verrucosus, 1481 nucleotides. RefSeq lists its product as uncharacterized. Bases 154 to 1362 code for a protein of 402 amino acids. The transcript has 6 exons. Lineage: Eukaryota; Fungi; Ascomycota; Leotiomycetes; Thelebolales; Thelebolaceae. The record is from RefSeq and is a predicted model, not a curated record.
UUCAGUGCUAUGCUUGUGAAAAUCCAUGCGCAUGUCCGUACAAGUACAAGCGCAUCGCACUUCUCGAGUCGCCGCCGUCCUCGUCGUCGCCAGAGCCUCGACUCACCUCACAGUCUUCGCCAUAGUCAACUGGGUUGAUACGUCUACAACCCGAUGUCCGACCCCCAGGCAGCAGCGGCAAUAGCAGCAGCUGUUCGCGACUUCAAUACCGAGUUAUGGACGCUGUAUGCGUUCGGCGUCGCCAUAACUAUUCUCAGGACAAUUGCUCGGGUGAAGGCCGUAGGCUUUAGGGAUCUUCAAGCUGACGACUUUAUCAUCUGGAUUGCUAUUUUGCUAUAUAGCACACAGUCGACUCUAGCGUUCUUCGCCGUCAAUCACGGCCAAGGUCUUGCGAAUAAUGGAAUGACGGAUGCCCAGCGAGCUGCGUUGGAUGUUAAUUCAGAGGAAUACGAUCUUAGAGUGUUUGGUUCCAAAAUCCAAGUGGUGGGCUGGACCUGUUAUUGUUGCUUGAUUUUCACGCUCAAGAUGGCAGUGCUCGUUUUCUACGUGCGACUUAUGGAGGGCCUCAGCAAGAAAUUUCGAAUUCGCAUCUGGGCAGGGUUUGGGAUCGUUCUUUCAACCUUUCUCGCAUCGAUUAUAACAAUAUACGCGGCAUGCCGGCCGCUCCAUAAAUACUGGCAGAUCAACCCAGAUCCCGGUAAUAUGUGCCAAGGUGCCGUGGCCAAGCCCAUUGUCUGGGUUACUUUCAUCUCGAGUGUGCUCACCGAUAUCUACCUCAUCAUGAUACCCAUUCCGAUGCUUUGGGGCACGAAGCUGCGGAUGGCAAAGAAGAUCGCCGCGACUAUCGUGCUUGGUGCAGGCGUGUUUGUCCUCAUUUGCUCUCUUCUGAAGACUAUCUUCGUCAUUGUGGAUGCCGAACAUGGCGCCGAGCUUGCUGGCAGAUGGGGCACACGCGAAGCCUUCGUCUCGGUCAUCACCACCAAUCUCCCCAUGAUAUUCCCUCUCGUCCGGGCCUGGCUCAAACCAUUAUUCGGCAGUGGGUUCUUCUCAUCUCACUCGCCAUCCAAGAACCCCGUUGGGUUCCGAACCAUCGGUGGAGGCUACCACAACGGCUCCAACAAGACUGGUGGUAGCCGUGGACGUAAUGACUCUAGUCCGUAUGCAGCCAGUGGUCUAUCAAUCAACGAGAGCGAGGAACGGAUCUUCCAGAAUGUAAAGAUGCAGAAUAUCAGUAUUAAUUCGGAGCCGGUGUCGGAGCUUCAGCGGCCGCGGGAUAUUGUGGUUAAUACGGAGUUCCGCAUGACCGAGGAAAGAUAUAUGCAAGACGGCAAGAAUAAUUCUGGAGGUGUCCACAAGUCUUGAUUGCUUUUGGUUUUGGUACUAUGGGUGUAAUUGGAGUUGGGGAAGGGUUGGCGAAGGGAGUCCUGAUGCUACACCAUUGUAUAGUAUAUAACCGUAGAUAUAAUGGUAAAUAUGAGUUA